Ostertagia ostertagi is the source of this 463-nucleotide messenger RNA. The record is from the annotation of a GenBank genome assembly. NCBI's taxonomy places the organism in Eukaryota, Metazoa, Nematoda, Chromadorea, Rhabditida, Trichostrongylidae.
AUGCCACUGUUGUCUCUGUUGAAGGUCACGGUGCCCUCCGGCAAAGCAAUCUUGGGCAGUCCACUGGGCGAUGGAAUGGCGUAUGGCAUUAUUAGAGCUCAGCAGCUACGAUGUUUAGCAGUCCCUGGAGGAAAAGCAGUUUUCAAGCGCGAUAAGCCUCAUCUUAAUGUUGGUACAAUUGGUCAUGUAGAUCAUGGAAAAACUACCUUGACGUCCGCCAUCACAAAAGUAUUGGCUGCCUCGAAAGGAGCUAAGUUCCGGAAGUACGAAGAUAUUGAUAACGCUCCUGAAGAAAAGGCCAGAGGUAUUACAAUUAACGCAUUUCAUUUGGAAUAUGAGACCGCCAAACGCCAUUACGCUCAUAUUGACUGCCCUGGCCAUGCUGACUACAUCAAGAACAUGAUUACUGGAGCAGCUCAAAUGGAAGGUGCCAUUCUUGUCGUUGCUGCAACUGAUGGUCCUA